Molecule: messenger RNA, 2514 nt
Organism: Aureobasidium pullulans EXF-150
Lineage: Eukaryota; Fungi; Ascomycota; Dothideomycetes; Dothideales; Saccotheciaceae
Exons: 1
Coding region: 16-2514 (832 amino acids)
Biological process (GO): microtubule nucleation; spindle assembly; meiotic cell cycle
Cellular component (GO): spindle pole; equatorial microtubule organizing center; centrosome
Molecular function (GO): microtubule minus-end binding; gamma-tubulin binding
Source: RefSeq, a predicted model, not a curated record
GACACGCACUUUGGUAUGCUUGACACGCUCCACCACCAGAAGCGACCUACUAAGACGACCACAGAACUGCCCUUGAUCGAUAGCCACUUCGACGCAGAGUUGCGACUCCCAGACAUCGACACGUUCCAAUUUGGCAAGCUCGACGACCUCAGCCUCCCCGAAGAGCCUGAGCAAGAGGCUAGCAUCAGCCAUCACAAGCCGUCGGAACCAAGCCUCUCGGGCGAUAUUGAAGCUCUUUGGAAACUCGAUCUCAACACACCAGAUAAUGUCUCUCUACGUACGUGGGAAGCUUUUGCCAAUGAGCAUCACGUCGAAUCGCGCGUCUCUUGCAUCUCCGAAGCUGGUCCACGCGCAUUCGAUGCUCUACAGUCCCACGACACCGACGUCCUCCAGUCCGCCUUCACCCUGAAGUGCCUGGCCCUCCUAGGUCUCGGAAGGUCUUCAGCUUUGUUCCAGUGGAAGAAGGAAGAGAAGACAUUCGUCCCCACACUCGCUAACGUACGCCUGUCUGGUCUAAGCAGGACUGCUUUUGACAGUAUUAUUGAUCGGCUUUCCACCACCGGCUCUGAUUUUGCCGAGCUCAGACAAUUUGUGCACUCUUCAUAUGCCAACAAGCAUCCUCUAGCCGCUCGUGUUGCUCUUGCGACAAGCGUCCAGGCUGUAGUAGAAGCUCUCGACCAGAACUUGUCUGAGUGUGUUCUGCAAGCUCCUUCAACCUUGCAGCUACUGGCUUACUUCGAUGGUCCAGCCGUGCUGUUGGCUGAGAUGAGGAACCUCGUCGAUGCUACUUUCCAUGCAAAGACUGACACAAUCUUUCUGUCUGUGUGUCACGAAGUGAUUGACAAAUUCACAAACGCAUGUUCUUCCUUCCAUUCUCUCCACACAGAGAUACUGAAUCAAGUUUCUCGUCCUUGGUAUCAGGCAAUCUGCCAGAAAACUGGCCUCACCCGCGAGCGACUGGAUUUACCCGAUCAAGACGAUAUCCUGGAAAGCAGCGCUCAUAUCUCGCCUCAUGACAGUGCGCAGAUACAUGAAGUCAUGACUGGUACAGCAAUCUUGGCCGUCUCGGCGCCUAGUCAUCCUCUGUUGCAUACCGCUUCCUGGGGGAUUGAGCAACCUGAUCUCGAGACGUCAAUGAUGAACACGGACAUUGAUCGUAUCACCAAGAAAGCAGACAAGUAUCAGCAGGACUUGCUUGCUGCCAUCUCUAGAUACGAAAGCGGAGAUUCUAAGCCGCAUGGUGCAGAGACUAAGGAAGACUUUGAUGACUUGACAUCAGAGCAGCUACCAUGGAGCCUUGAUCAGGCUCAGCAGACCUACUUCGAGGGCGUGGGGACCCAAUUCACCCAGUAUCCUCUGAAUCAAGCCGACGCCUCUGAAAUCCAGCUUCUGGUUGCGAACGUCCUCAAAGACGUAGACGGCAAUCAAGAUGUCUCGCGGCUUGAUCUCCACAUCCCCACAACGACAACACUGCGGCGUCUUCAACCAUAUCUUAAUGUCCAAGCUCGGCUUCUAAAUGGUACUCUUCUUCGCCUUCUCUUCCGACAAUUCUCCCUUCGCGAUCAUUUGACCUUGAACCGUUCGUUUCACCUUCUAGGCAAUGGCUUGUUCGUCCAACACCUCACGACCGCACUAUUCACAUCCGAAGCAAACACACAUGGCUUGCGCCUAGACAAUCGCUCCAAACAAUGGCCACCUGCAUCUUCGGAACUCAGGUUAGGAUUGAUGGGUGUCUUGUCUGAAGCCUACGGUUCGAACGACAUACCCGGCAAUCUCUCUUUCGCCAUCCGAGAGCUUGGCGAUGAAGAGAUAGAGAAAUGCUUGGACGCCGAUAGUAUUCACGCUUUGGACUUCUUGAGGCUGAGAUAUGAGGCUCCUGCGCCCUUAGAUGUGAUACUCGACGACGCUGCUAUGUCGAAAUAUGACGACUGUUUUCGCGUUCUGCUAGGUGUGCUUAGGAUGCUGCAUUUUGUCACUCUACUUCGUACUACAGCACAGCAAAAGGACAGUCCCGCAGCGGUGCAGGCGUUUGCACAUGAAGCCUGGAGCUGUGUGUCAAGUCUUGCGUCUUACUUUUUCGACAUCGGGAUCACUGGUCCUUGGAAAGAGUUUCAGAGGACUCUGGACGGCAUCGAAGCAGAUCUCCUGACCGAAGAUCAGGAAGGGUGCUAUGGCGAAAGAGUUCGCAUUAGUGUUUCUGGCCUGAGGGACAAGCACAACGACAUGUUGGACACGAUUCGCUCACGUCUGUUCUUGCGGUCACGGCAUAAUAAGCUGCGCAGCGCUGUCGAGGACAUCUUUGGCUUCAUCCUUGGAGUCCAACACAACGAUCUCGCGACCGACGAAAGCUUGCUCUGGCAACAGAAAAACACGCUCAGGGAGAAGAUCGCGGGAUUGAGGGAUAUAUUGCAUGAGCUCACAAGAAAGGUUGGCAAGAAGAAGGAUCUGGCGUCACAGGAUAGAGAUGAUGUAUUUGCAGCUGAGGUCUUAGGCUUCAGACUUGGUGAUGAGUAG